AUGGCUGCUGAGAUAAAGAGAGAAUACAAUCUGGAGGUAACUGAUGACCAAUGUGCAAAGGCGAAGUCAAAACUGAUUAAAGAAAAGAAAGCUAGUCAUGAAGCCCACUUUUCACGAAUCUGGGAUUACCAGGCUGAGAUAUUUCAGAGUAACAAAGAGUCUAAAUUUGAGAUAGAGACUAUUCCAGGGGCAACUAUCGGCAGCAAGCAAAGGUUUUAUCGUCUAUAUGUUUGUUUUAAUUCACAAGUUUUGGCUUGGAAAGAGACAUGUAGACCAAUCAUAGGAUUAGAUGGAGCUUUUUUGAAAUGGGAUAUAAAAGGUCAUCUAUUAGCUGCUGUUGGAAGAGAUGGAGAUAAUAGAAUAGUUCCUAUUUCUUGGGCAGUAGUUGAGAUAGAGAAUGAUACUAAUUGGGACUGGUUUGUUAGUCAUCUCUCUCAAAAUCUAGGUCUUGGUGAUGGAAGAAACGUAGCAAUCAUAUCAGAUAAACAAAAGGGUUUGGUCAAAGCUGUCCACAAUUUACUUCCACAAGCUGAACAUCGACAAUGUGCUAGACACAUUCUAGAUAACUGGAAAAGAGAUAGCCAUGACAAGGAACUAGAGCGCAUGUUUUGGAAGAUAGCACGCAGCUACACAAUGGGAGAAUAUGCUGAUAAUUUGGAAGAGUUGAAAAGGUACAAUCCUAAUGCUCUUGCUUCUCUGCAUAAAACGAAUCCUCCAACAUGGUCUAGAGCGUUUUUUAAGAUAGGUUCGUACUGCGAUGAUAACCUGAACAACCUUAAUGAGUCUUUUAAUAAGACCAUUCGCCAAGCAAGGAAAAAACCUUUACUGGAUUUGUUAGAGGAUAUUAGGAGACAGUGUAUGGUGCGUAAUGCAAAGAGGUCUAUUGUUGCUGAGAGAUUGAAGACAAGAUUUACGAAGAGAGCACAUGCUGAGAUAGAAAAGAUGAUAAAGGGGUCGCAGCAUUGCACCAUAUACAUGGCAAGAAAUAAUUUAUAUGAGGUUGAGCUGAAUCGUACUAAUUAUCGUGUGGAUAUGAAUGAGCACACAUGUGGUUGUAGGAAGUGGCAGAUGGUUGGUAUACCUUGUGUUCAUGCUGCAUGUGUUAUCAUAAAAAGAAAAGAGAAGGUUCAAGAUUAUGUGCAUGAGUAUUACACAACAAUAAUGUGGCGGAAAACAUAUAAGGAUGGUAUUGAGCCUGUCCAAGGCAUGCAGUUGUGGCCUAGAUUGAAUAAGUUACCUGUUCUGCCACCACCAUGGAGAAAAGGCAACCCUGGAAGACCUAGUAACUAUGCUAGGAAGAAAGGAAAAUAUGAAACUUCUUCCUCCUCAAAUAAUACCAAGUUAACACGUUUGUUGAGAGUCAUAACAUGUUCAAAUUGUAAGGAAGAAGGGCACAAUAAGGCUUCUUGUACAAAUGUGAGUGUGGAGAGUCAACCAAAAAGACCAAGGGGCCGACCAAGAAAAUAUCAGGAAGGAUUGACAGAAGGAGUCGGAUCACAAAGACAAUGUGUUUCACAAAAACAGGGAGAAGGACUACAAAGUCAAGAUGUUUCACAAGGAGAAGGAUCGCAGAGACAAGAAGAAGGAUUAUAA
This is a messenger RNA of Microthlaspi erraticum, 1593 nucleotides long. Lineage: Eukaryota; Viridiplantae; Streptophyta; Magnoliopsida; Brassicales; Brassicaceae. The record is from the annotation of a GenBank genome assembly.